GAAGCAAGGAAAACGCACGAUUCCAUUACCAGAUGACUAACGGUACAAUACAGGACGGCUCUGGCCUUUACUUGUAUGAGGACUAUCACACAUACCCAAACUGGACAUUAUUUAUAAGGGACAUUGAAAAAGCACAUAAUGUGCACUCCAUGCCGAUAGCUAUUUUUGCCAUAGUUCUCACCUGCCUCUCUACACUAGUUAAUUUUUGUCUCUGUUUUGUGAUUCUGCUAACAAGGGAAUUACGGAGUCAGCCAUUGUACGCUUGUGUCUUAAACUUUUGCUUCAUAAAUCUCUUGAUGGGUCUCCUGGUGAAUUCACUGGUGGUUUACCAGGAAAUGAGUCCAUUCUGGAAGCUUGGGCCGAUCGUUUGUAAGACGUGGAUAGUCCUUGAUGUCCUCUUACCGUUCACAUCCUUAAUGACUCUAAUUUUAAUGUCUAUUGACAGAUUUGUAUUUGCUCGAAUGCACUCCUUGUAUAAAUCAGUAAAAUUUAGACUUCAAAGAGAAGUAUAUGCAAUUUUGCCGUGGAUAUUUGGCAUUGCUAUUGUAUUACCUGUAUGGAUUGGAGGAUUUAAGAGAUCACCUAUUGACGUUCAAGAUAUGUGUGUGUUUGGUCUGGUCGACGAAGCCUCAGUAGCCUCACCUAUCCUUGUGUUUUUUCUUCCAGCUCUGUUUUUAGUUUUGGUGAUGAUAUUCACGAACUUUUUCUCUUUUCAUCAGAAUUCAACUGAACAAAGCAGAACACCAAGCGCUCGAUCGGUUAGUACGCGGCGAACUUCGGGAUAUUACGCAUAUGAAAAUAACUUUUCUGUAGUAACAUUAUAUCUGAUCAGUGUGACGUUUCUGAUACUCUGGGCUCCUUUUCAUAUGAUGAACUUACUAUUGGCAAUAUGUAUUGCCUGCAUGCCGCCUUACUCACUGAUUGUUGGUUUUACCUACAUGGGAGCUACUGUGAGCUCCGUUAUAUCUUUCUUUUGGUUGACAGACUACCACAUUCGAUAUUCAUUGAAACAUGUCAUUUGUGAUCGGUUCCGGAAGCAGAAUAACACACAAUCAAAUACUGUCACUCUUACUCUUAUUGAAGGCUGAUUACAAUUUUAAUUUUUAUCCCAAAAAAUUUCUGAUAGCCAUCAGUUGCUUUCUUUCUUGCAAAUAAUUUAA
Molecule: messenger RNA, 1160 nt
Organism: Saccostrea echinata
Lineage: Eukaryota; Metazoa; Mollusca; Bivalvia; Ostreida; Ostreidae
Product: 5-hydroxytryptamine receptor 1B-like
Exons: 2
Coding region: 33-1088 (351 amino acids)
Biological process (GO): chemical synaptic transmission; G protein-coupled receptor signaling pathway, coupled to cyclic nucleotide second messenger
Cellular component (GO): dendrite; membrane
Molecular function (GO): G protein-coupled serotonin receptor activity; neurotransmitter receptor activity
Source: RefSeq, a predicted model, not a curated record